AAAACAAAACCAACUGUUUCAACCAGCCAUUUCAAGAAUAUGGCGGCAACUAAAAGUUUUUCCGGUGCUUUGCUUCUUCUUGUUCUUUUCAUCUUUGUGAUUGUUGGUAUGUUAGAGAUGCCAUCAGCUGCAGCCAUUUCGUGUGGCCCCGGGGAAACUUCCACAGAGAGUAGAUCGGUUUCUCAUCCUAUGAUCUAUUGUUAUGGUUGUCAAGACCAGUGCAUAACCCAAUGCAAGUCACAAGGCAGAGAAGUAUCUCAGUUAGAAUGCAACUUUUGGGGUUCGGAACAAGCCGUAUGCAAGUGUUGUUGUGGGUUACCAUCCUCAACUCCACCAUCCAAACCAAUAAUUUGGAAUCAAUGUCCACCUGAAGAAACAAAUAAGUAUUUUGACCUACAAAAAUCAGUGAUUGAUUGCAGCCUUUGUGUAAAUGGUUGUAAAACAAAAUGUGAAGCCAUAGGAGCUACAGCGACUAGGGAAGUCUGCUUCCAGAAUUUCCAAGUAGGUACGACAACUCUUAUCGAUCAACAUUUAGUCUGCCCUUGUUGUUGUAAACCAAAUCCUCCACCCUCCCCAUCACCCCCACCAUGCCCUUGCAGUGGAAGUUGUGGUGUUAAUAUCGAUAUUCAGAUCUCGUCCGCCCCUGGUCAGUCACCAUGCAAGUACGAACUGCCACAAUUGUCAUCAUCUACUGCUGAGCUGUGAUCCGUUAUUACUUGCAUCGUUUAGUAAUCACUACCAGUUAUUUUAGUUUUUUUACUACUAGCUAUAUGUAUCUGCUCUUUGAGGGAAGAUCGAAUAAAAAUAUAGCUGCUGGUAAUUUUAGUUUAUCUUUAUCAUUUAUGAUUCUUCAAAGGGUCAA
Messenger RNA from Papaver somniferum (opium poppy), 862 nucleotides. RefSeq names its product WAP four-disulfide core domain protein 8-like. The transcript has 2 exons. NCBI's taxonomy places the organism in Eukaryota, Viridiplantae, Streptophyta, Magnoliopsida, Ranunculales, Papaveraceae. The record is from RefSeq and is a predicted model, not a curated record. The coding region runs from base 40 to 705 and encodes 221 amino acids.